Triticum turgidum subsp. durum (durum wheat) is the source of this 1338-nucleotide messenger RNA. The record is from the annotation of a GenBank genome assembly. NCBI's taxonomy places the organism in Eukaryota, Viridiplantae, Streptophyta, Magnoliopsida, Poales, Poaceae.
AUGGACGAGGAGUACGACGUGAUCGUGCUGGGCACGGGGCUCAAGGAGUGCAUCCUCAGCGGCCUCCUCUCCGUCGACGGCCUCAAGGUUUUGCACAUGGAUAGAAAUGACUACUAUGGAGGAGAUUCCACCUCCCUCAACUUGAACCAGCUCUGGAAGAAGUUCAGGGGGGAAGAAAAACCACCGGCGCAUUUAGGUGCGAGCAGAGACUACAAUGUAGACAUGGUUCCAAAGUUUAUGAUGGCGAACGGAACUUUGGUUCGUACUCUCAUUCACACUGAUGUAACGAAGUAUCUGUCUUUCAAAGCUGUUGAUGGAAGCUUUGUCUUCAGCAAAGGGAAGAUUCACAAGGUUCCUGCCACUGACAUGGAGGCUCUAAAAUCCCCUUUAAUGGGCAUAUUUGAGAAACGUAGAGCAAGGAACUUCUUCAUUUAUGUCCAAGAUUACAAUGAUGCUGAUCCAAGAACACAUCAAGGAUUGGACCUUACAAGGAUGACAACUAGAGAAUUGAUCGCGAAACACGGAUUGAGUGAUGAUACUAUAGAUUUCAUUGGCCAUGCGCUUGCUCUUCACAGGGACGAUCGCUACCUAAGCGAGCCAGCAAUUGAUACUGUUAAAAGAAUGAAACUCUAUUCUGAGUCUCUUGCACGGUUCCAAGGAGGCUCACCUUAUAUUUACCCAUUGUAUGGGUUGGGUGAGCUGCCACAGGCUUUUGCACGUCUAAGUGCUGUUUAUGGUGGCACUUAUAUGUUAAAUAAGCCAGAGUGCAAGGUUGAAUUUGAUAUGGAGGGGAAAGUGUGUGGUGUUACAUCAGAAGGUGAAACUGCCAAGUGCAAGAAGGUUGUCUGUGAUCCUUCUUACUUGGCCAACAAGGUAAGGAAGAUUGGAAAAGUUGCACGAGCAAUUGCUAUUAUGAGCCACCCAAUUCCAAAUGCAAAUGAUUCCCACUCGAUUCAGAUUAUUUUACCACAAAAGCAACUUGGGCGCAAGUCAGACAUGUAUGUCUUCUGUUGCUCGUACACCCACAAUGUCGCACCAAAAGGGAAGUUCAUUGCAUUUGUGUCUGCAGAAGCAGAGACUGAUAACCCACAGUCCGAACUAAAGCCUGGAAUCGAUCUACUUGGUCCAGUAGAUGAAUUGUUUUUUGAUAUGUAUGACAGAUAUGAACCCGUCAAUGAACCUUCUCUUGAUAAUUGCUUUGUCUCAUCGAGUUAUGAUGCCACUACUCACUUUGAGACAACUGUCACAGAUGUUCUUAAUAUGUACACACUGAUUACUGGAAAGACUGUUGAUCUUAGCGUUGAUCUCAGCGCUGCCAGCGCUGCAGAAGAGUACUAG